This is a messenger RNA of Hyla sarda, 5470 nucleotides long. RefSeq names its product zinc finger protein 271-like. The transcript is spliced from 4 exons. Gene Ontology annotation, molecular function: DNA-binding transcription repressor activity, RNA polymerase II-specific. Gene Ontology annotation, biological process: negative regulation of transcription by RNA polymerase II. Bases 216 to 3221 code for a protein of 1001 amino acids. NCBI's taxonomy places the organism in Eukaryota, Metazoa, Chordata, Amphibia, Anura, Hylidae. The record is from RefSeq and is a predicted model, not a curated record.
ACUCCUCCUCCUCCAUGUGAAUGAUCACCUGACUGUGACAUCAUCGCAGGUCCUGUUAGUACACUUCCUAUAAGCACAGGGCUCCUUUAUUGCUUUCGGGUGAAGGGUGAAGAUAUGAACAAAAUGCUCUAGAGACAGAUGUGAGCGGUGAUGAGCAGUAUAAGGAGGACAUUACUACAGGGAAAGAUCUGAUCUAUAUUACUGCUACAGGCAUAAUGAAAAAUAAGAAACAUGUGAUUGGUGAUGAGCAGUAUAAGGAGGAUAGACCUACAGGGAAAGAUCUGAUCUAUGUUAAUACUAGAGACAUGAAGGAAGAAGAAAAGACAGAUGUGAGUGGUGACGAGCAGUAUAUGGGGUAUGUUCCUACAGGGAACGAUCUGAUCUAUAUUAAUUCUACAGACAUAAAGGAAGAAGAAGAGACAGAUGUGAGCUGUGAUGAGCAGUAUAACGAGGACAUUCCUACAGGGAAAGAUCUGAUCUAUAAUCAUUAUACCGUCAUAAAGGAAGAAGUUCAGACUGAUAUGAGGGGUGAUGAGCAGUAUAAGGAGGACAUUCCUACAGGGAAAGAUCUGAACUAUGUUAAUACUACAGAUAUAAAGGAAGAAGAGACAGAUGUGAGUGGUGAUGAGCAGUAUAUGGAGGACAUUGCUAUAGGGAAAGAUCUGAACUAUGUUAAUACUACAGACAUAAAGGAAGAAGAAGAGACCGAUAUGAGAGGUGAUGAGCAGUAUAAGGAGGACAUUCCUACAGGGAAAGAUAUGAACUAUGUUCAUUUUACAGACAUAAAGGAAGAAGAAGAGACAGAUGUAAGCUGUGAUGAGCAGUAUAAGGAGGACAUUCCUACAGGGAAAGAUCUGAACUAUGUUAAUACUAUAGACAUAAAGGAAGAAGAGACAGAUAUGAGCGGUGAUGAGCAGUAUAUGGAGGACAUUGCUACAAGGGAAGAUCUGAGAUAUGUUAAUACUACAGACAUAAAGGAAGAAGAGACAGAUGUGAGCGGUGAUGAGCAGUAUAAGGAGGACAUUUCUACAGGAAAAAAUCUGAACUAUGUUAAUACUACAGACAUAAAGGAGGAAGAAGAAGAAGAGACGGAUGUAAGCGGUGAUGACCAGUAUAAGGAGGACAUUCCUAUAGCUUACCGCCCAGAUGACUGUACCAGGAGAUCAGAGGAGAAUCUUAUAUCUUCAGAUUAUAAAGCAGAUGAUGAUAUCACACAAGAUACAUAUGGAGAACAUUCCAUUAUCCCAGAUACACCCUCAGCCCUUCACAGCCAAGAUCUGUCAUCUCAUCCUGUUAUACAAGUCCGACCUAAAGAUUCAUCUCAGUCUGUUAAACAAAGUAGAAUCCACUUUAGGAUUGUUGGACAUCAAAAUCCUAAUAAAGAGGAGAAGCCAUUUAUAUGUUCAGAAUGUGGGAAGUAUUUUCUUGUGAAAUCACAGCUUGUAAGACAUCAAAUAAUUCACACAGGAGAGAAGCCAUUUUUAUGUGCAGAAUGUGGGAGAUGUUUUAGUCACAAAUCACAUCUUGUUAAACAUCAAAGAACUCACACAGGAGAGAAGCCAUUUUCAUGUCCAGAAUGUGGAAAAUGUUUUACCGAGACAUCAUCUCUUGUGCGUCAUCAACGGAUUCACACAGGAGAGAAGCCAUUUUCAUGUGCAGAAUGUGGGAAAUGUUUUACUGAGAAAUCAUAUCUUGUUAAGCAUCAAAGACUUCACACAGGAGAAAAACCAUUUUCAUGUUCAAAAUGUGGAAAAUAUUUUAGUCACAAAUCACAUCUUGUUAAACAUCAAAGACUUCACACAGGAGAGAAGCCGUUAUCAUGUCCAGAAUGUGGAAAAUGUUUUCCUGAGACAUCAUCUCUUUUGAGUCAUCAACAAAUUCACACUGGAGAAAAAACAUUUUCAUGUUCAAAAUGUGGAAAAUAUUUUACUCAGAAAUCAAUACUUAACAAACAUCUAAGAAUUCACACAGAAAAGAAGCCAUUUUCAUGUCCGGAAUGUAGGAAAUGUUUUACCAAUCCAUCAUCUCUUGUGCGUCAUCAACGAAUUCACACUGGAGAAAAGCCAUUUUCAUGUUCAGAAUGUGGAAAAUAUUUUACUCAGAAAUCAAUACUUAACACACAUCUAAGAAUUCACACAGGAGAAAAGCCAUUUUUAUGUCCAGAAUGUGGAAAAUGUUAUAACAAUAAAUCACAGCUUGUUCAACAUCAAAAAAGUCACACAGGAGAAAAAUUUGGAAAAUGUUUUACUCUGAAUUCAAUUAUUGUUGAACAUCAAAAAACUCACACAGGAGAGAAGCCAUUUUCAUGUUCAGAAUGUUGUAAAUAUUUUACUAAGAAAUCAUUACUUAUUAGACAUCUAAGAAUUCACACAGGAGAGAAGCCGUUUUCUUGUUCAGAAUGUGGAAAACAAUUUACUCAGAAACCACAUCUUAUCAGGCAUCAAAGAAUUCACACAGGGGAGAAGCCAUUUUCAUGUGCAGAAUGUGGUAGAUGUUUCACAUAUAAAUCAUAUCUUGUUAAACAUCAAAGAACUCACACAGGAGAGAAGCCAUUUUCAUGUCCAGAAUGUGGGAAAUGUUUUACCGAGACAUCAUCUCUUGUGAUUCAUCAACGAAUUCACACAGGAGAGAAGCCAUUUUCAUGUACAGAAUGUGGGAGAUUUUUUAGUCACAAAUCACAUCUUGUUAAACAUCAAAAAAAUCACACAGGAGAGAAGCCAUUUUCAUGUCCAGAAUGUGGGAAAUGUUUUACCGAGACAUCAUCUCUUGUGAGUCACCAAAGAAUUCACACAGGAGAGAAACCAUUUUCAUGUUCAGAAUGUGGAAAAUGUUUUACUCAGAAAGCAGUACUUAACACACAUCUAAGGAUUCACACAGGAGAGAAGCCAUUUUUAUGUCCAGAAUGUGGAAAAUGUUAUAACAAUAAAUCACAGCUUUUUAAACAUCAAAAAAGUCACACAGGAGUAAAAUGUAAACAAUGUGGAAAAUGUUUUACUCUGAAUUCAAUUCUUGUUGAACAUCAAAAAACUCACACAGGAGACAAGCCAUUUUCAUGUUCAGAAUGUUGUAAAUAUUUUACUAAGAAAUCAUUACUUAUCAGACAUCUAAGAAUUCACACAGGAGAGAAGCCGUUUUCUUGUUCAGAAUGUGGAAAACAAUUUACUCAGGAACCACAUCUUAUCAGGCAUCUUAGAAUUCACACAGGAGAGAAGAAAAUUUAGAGCAAUAAAUGAUGCAGAUAACACAUCUAUAUAUUAACCCUGUACAUAGGAUAUCUGACAUUUAUACAUAUAUCAUAUACUGCAUCUCCAAACUUGUUCCCAAUUGUUAAAAGUUUUCUUUUAGAACGUAGUCACCGAUCCAGCGAUGUCAUCACUAUAGUUUACAUGGUAGGAAAAGAGUGUGAUAUAUGGUUGUGAUAUUCACUGCUCCUCAUGGAGAAGACCCAACAGGCAUAAUCCAUGGGGAGCUGCUACUGGAGACCCAAACACCUCAGAGAGAAGGGACUUAUUCCAGUGAUGAAGAAUUCCAGGACAUGACCAGAUUAGAGACACAAAAUCACUUCUAUCUUCUGGCUUCUAGGACAUUAUUCUGAUGGAAGAACUUUACACAUUAUAAAAAGUCCUAUAGGUGUUGGGGAACAUUUAUAGACAAUUGUUGGCCCAGGCUGUCAUGGCGUACCAUAGGCCCCCCUGCCUCCAUAUUACACAGGUCUGAUGAGGGAACAGGUUAAGUAAGGGUUAAUGUUUGUGGUUCCAACAAUAACUGUACAAGGAUAUAUAGGAAGUAAGGAAUAUAUGAGAUGAGAUUUUCCAGUGCACACAGCUGCUGAUAUGGGGUUGGUUUGACAAGCAGAGCCCUGCUUGUCCUCAAUGCACAGAGCCCUGCUUGUCCUCGGUGUACAGAGCCCUGCUUGUCCUCGGUGUACAGAGCCCUGCUUGUCCUCGGUGUACAGCGCCCUGCUUGUCCUCGGUGUACAGCGCCCUGCUUGUCCUCGGUGUACAGCGCCCUGCUUGUCCUCGGUGUACAGCGCCCUGCUUGUCCUCGGUGCACAGAGCCCUGCUUGUCCUCGGUGCACAGAGCCCUGCUUGUCCUCGGUGCACAGAGCCCUGCUUGUCCUCGGUGCACAGAGCCCAGCUUGUCCUCGGUGCACAGAGCCAUGCUCGUCCUCGGUGCACAGAGCCCUGCUCGUCCUCGGUGCACAGAGCCCUGCUCGUCCUCGGUGCACAGAGCCCUGCUCGUCCUCGGUGCACAGAGCCCUGCUCGUCCUCUGUGUACAGAGCCCUGCUUGUCCUCUGUGUACAGAGCCCUGCUUGUCCUCAGUGUACAGAGCCCUGCUUGUCCUCAGUGUACAGAGCCCUGCUUGUCCUCGGUGUACACAGCCCUGCUUGUCCUCGGUGUACAGAGCCCAGCUUGUCCUCGGUGUACAGAGCCCCGCUUGUCCUCGGUGUACAGAGCCCUGCUUGUCUUCAAUGCAAAGAGCCCUACUUGUCCUCGGUGUACAGAGCCUGCUUGUCCUCGGUGUACAGAGCCCUGCUUGUCCUCAAUGCUGAGCCCUGCUUUGUACACCAUUGACCGUACUGUUUAAUUAAUCAUAUAUUUUUAUAGUUUAUGCAUGUGGCGAUACCACAUAUGUUCAUAUUUAUUUACAUAGUUUUUUUUUUAUGGGAAGGGGGGGUGAUUCAAACUUUUAUUAGGGAAGGGGUUAAAUCACAUUUAUUAAUUAAUUUUUACGCUGUUAUAGCCCCAUCGGGACUAUAACAUGCAGUACAUUGAUUGAAUACACAGAUCAAUGCUAUGCCAUAGCAUAGCAUAAAUGAGUGUUAUUGGUGCUCUACUGCUCCUGCCUUGAUCGGCGAUCGGACAACCAGGAGGCAGGUAGGGACCCUCCUCGUGUCCAUACAGCUGAUCAGCCAGAGUGAGCUGCCGGGAAGCUUUUACUUUAGACGUGGCGAUCAACUUUGAUUGUCACGUCUAAAGAGUUAAUGCCGGACAUCAGCCUGAACGGCGAUGUCCGGCAUUAGCCACGGAUCCUGGAUACUGAUAGCAGCUGGGACCGUGUGGGUAUGAUGCGAGCUCAGCUCCUGAGCUCGCUUCAUAACCCUGCCGUGCGCACAGCCAUUUAUAAACAGCGUUCUGCGGCAAGGAGUUAAAAUAAUCCAUAUGAAAAAGAACACCAACCACCUUUUACCUCUGCCAACACAGUCAUUACCAUAUACCCUCUAGUAUGUACUGUACACGAUGCUGACAAUAUUAAACAAUAAAGAGAUCCCCGCAAUCUCCUGCACAGCUAUUUGGCUCUCCUCCUGCACGGAGGUUGGCACAUGUCCUCCAUGUAUCUCUAUGGGAGAGCUGGAGAUACCCAAGUAUAGCACUCCUGUAUCUCUGGCUCUCCCAUAGAGAUACAUGGAGGGCACAUGCUGGUCCUUCGAAUAACAAUAAGAUGCUGUUCUAAAAACUUUGGUGAAGG